AGGAAACAGGUCAUGUGAAAAGGAACUAUAAUUAGAAUGGAUGUUUGCUAGUAAACACAUUCUGAUAUCUGAAAACUCCGUGUUCAUUUAUAUAAAUUAUUACAAUUAUUCUAACGGAUAUGUACAAAAAUGCCUCACGAUGCAUUUGAGCCUGCUCCUAUUUUAGAAAAAUUGCCUUUGGUUAUAGAAUCGAUUGCUUGUUUUGAAUCAACAUUAUUGGUGGGCACGAAGCAGGGGGUACUGCUGCUUUACAAAGUGCAAAAGAACAAAGGGAGAGGUGACAGCAAAUUCGAAGUAGUACUUGACAGAUCCAAUAAAUCUUUUUCCAAGAAACCAAUUACUCAGCUAGCAGCAGUUCCAGAGCUUUACAUUCUCAUAAGCUUAUCAGAUAAUGUCAUCAGCGUUCAUGACUUGACCACUUUCACAUUAAUCACAUGUGUCAACAAAACUAAAGGUGCUAAUUUAUUUGCAAUUGAUGUCCAGAAAAAGGAAACUACAUCUGGAGAUGUAGACCAUGUUUUGAGACUAGGUGUAGCCUUAAAAAGAAAAAUUCAACUGUUUAAAUGGGAGAAUAGGGAAUUUGUGGAGUUAAUGCAAGAUCUUAGUUUGUAUGAUAUACCACACGCUUUAACAUGGUGCAAAGAUUCUUUAUGUGUGGGAUUCAAAAGAGACUACUACAUUAUAAAUUCUAAAACAGGAGGUUUAAAGGAACUUUUUCCAGUUGGUUCAAGCCAGCCUGAUCCAAUAGUCACUCAUCUUCAUGACAAUCGCCUUGCUCUGGGUAGAGAUGCCAUGUCUAUUUUAAUCAACUCUGAUGGUGACCCUACUCAGAAGGAACCAAUUAAUUGGUCAGAAAUUCCAAUUGCUAUGGAACACAUCCCACCCUAUCUGAUUGCAAUACUACCCAAAUAUGUAGAAGUGAGAACCAUUGAGCCUAAACUCAUGAUACAAAAUAUAUCAUUACCAAAAGCUAGGCUCAUCUGCCAAGGAAGUGGCUCCAUCUACGUGGCAUCUCAGAACACAGUCUGGCGUCUAGCAGCAAUACCAAACUCACAGCAGAUUCAGCAGCUUCUUCAAAUUAAGGAAUUUGAGUUAGCACUUAAGUUGGCAGAACUAGCAGAAGAACCAGAAAAUAAAAAAGAAACAAGAAUACGAAACAUAAAAAAUCUUCAUGCAUUUGAUUUAUUCUGUAAAAGACGCUUUGAAGAAUCAUUAACUUUAUUUGCUAAGCUUGGAACAGAUCCAUCGCAUGUAAUUGGCCUAUAUCCAAAUUUGCUACCAGAAGAUUAUAGGAAAAAACUUGAGUAUCCUGAGAAAGUACCUGAGGUAACAGGGGGAGAAUAUGAGAAGGGAAUUAUGUCUCUUAUAGAGUACUUAACACAGAAACGAAAUGAGCUGAUGAAAGAUGUGGAUAAGGAAAUGUCCACUACUGCAAUAGUUGAAGGGAAUAAGACAAUCAACUCUAGGAAACAACUUAGUCAAAUUAUUGAUACUACAUUACUCAAAUGCUAUUUACAGACCAAUGAUGCCCUUGUUGCUCCUCUGCUGAGGCUGAAAGACAACAACUGCCAUGUUGAAGAGAGUGAGAGAGUUCUCAAAAAGAAGGAAAAAUUUUCAGAGCUGAUUAUUCUCUAUGAAAAAAAAGGAUUACAUCAAAAAGCUUUAAGUUUGUUAAUGAAACAAGCAGCCAGACCAGAGUCCUCAUUAAAAGGCCAUGAAAGAACAGUACAGUAUUUACAACACUUAGGUAAAGAACAUAUAAAUUUAAUAUUUGAAUAUGCUGAGUGGGUUUUAAAACAGUUUCCAGAGGAUGGUUUAAAGAUUUUUACUGAAGAUCUCCCAGAAAUAGAAACACUUCCCAGGGACCAGGUUCUAGACUACUUAGAAAAAAUAAGUGAAGAUUUAACUAUACCUUAUUUAGAAUACAUAAUUAUUGAUCGCAAGGACCAGACGGAAGAAUUCCAUAAUCGCCUGGUUGAUGCGUACAGGGACAAAGUGCAAAAACUUAGACAGGAACAUAUACAUUCUCUUCCUGAAGGUCAUCGGCCCAAUGAAAUAGGCUAUGAACGUGGUGAGCUGGGAGAGUACAGGAAAAAACUGGUGUCAUUCCUACAUAAGUCACAGUUUUACAUUCCAGAAAGAUUGCUAACACGCUUCCCUACUGAUGGAUUUCAUGAAGAGAGAGCUAUUUUGUUAGGUCGGUUGGGCAGACAUGAACAAGCUCUUAGUAUUUAUAUUCAUACACUGAAAGAUAUAGGCCGUGCUAAAGAAUAUUGUGCUAAUAAUUACGACAGGGACAAAGAGGGGAAAAAAGAUGUUUACUAUUUGUUAUUUAAAAUGUUCUUGAAAACUCCAACAAUUGAAGACACAGUUGAUGCUAGAGUUGAACAUACACAACUAGACAAUGCCUUAAAUUUGUUAGCAGAGAAUGCUACUAAGAUUGACACAGCAAAGGCAUUAGAGAUUUUACCAUCAGGCACCAAGCUGAAGGAUAUCCUGACCUUCUUAGAAAAUGUCAUGGAGAACCAGGCAGUGAGACGAAGGAGUAACCAGAUACUGAAGAGUAUGUUGUACGCCGAAAAUCUUCAGGUGACUGAACACUUAAUCCAUAAGCAAUCAGUAAAAAUCAAUGUCACAGAUGAGGACAUGUGUCGCUCUUGCAAGAGGAGGAUAGGACAAAGUGUCUUCUGUCGCUAUGCCAAUGGAAAUUUGGUGCAUUAUUCCUGUUACACUAAGGAUCAGAAAACUAGUAAUGAAGGGUUUAAGGAUAGGAUUAACUAAUAAAUAUAGUUUCUUUUAAAAUCAUUUCUAAAAUAAUCUGCUUUGUGUGAUCUCAUUCAGUUACCUACCAGUAAUUUAAGUCUGAUAGAAUAUUAUUUGUUUUUGAUAUGAUAAUCCUAGCAUUGAACAACAAAAUGAACAAAUCAAUCAAAAAGCAAUAGAUCAAUGAAAUGAGAUUUGAAACGUAAACAUCAGAUAAUGAUACUGACACUAUCAAGAACAAGAAGUAUUUAGCUGAGGCAGAUUUUUGUGAAUUUUGAGCUUCCUUUUUUACCUGUCAGCUUUGAAAUAUUUCUUCUGUUCCUGGUUUAUUUAGAAUACCAUCAAGCCAUCAUGGAAAAAUGUGGCUUGAUUGAUGUGAAUCUUUGUGUAAAUUACCAAGAAGUUAUCUUGGAAAAGCUCUUGGUAUAAAUAGUUUGUGUAAAAUUGUUUAUUGUUUUGUUCAUUUAAAAAAAAAUAUGAAUGGUAGGCUAACUAUGUAAAACCAUGAAGCUUUAAAUGGUAGGCUAGCUGUGUAACACCAUGAAGCUUUGAAUGGUAGGCUAACUAUGUAACACCAUGAAGCUUUGAAUGGUAGGCUAGCUGUGUAACACCAUGAGCUUUGAAUGGUAAGCUAACUAUGUAAUACCAUGAAGCUUUAUUCAAAAGAAAUACAAAAUCCUUUCAAAAUAAAAUACAAGCCAUUUAGUUGUUAUCAAGGUCUUUUGAUUAACAAAAAGGUUCUCAUUACAAAUGUGUUACUGUCAACAAAGCUGUUGAUCAAUGCUGUUAUUCUAAAAGUAUUUUUCUCUUAAUACAAAUGAUGAUUAAAAUGUCUAGCUAUUUUUGUUUUAGCCAUUUUGUUAGGUGCUGUGGAUGGAAAAUGUGUUUGGCUGUUAUCUUAUAUAAAUACAAAAGUCUAAUGUUGUUUUAAGACUCCAUUUAUAAAUAAGUCUUUCACUAGCUAGUUUAUGUGUAUGAUUGUUGUAUAUUUGCUUGUUUUUAAACUGUUACAUUCAUGAUUGUAUCAAUUAAGAGAAACUAUUUAUAAUGUGCUUGGUGUGCAAUAUCUUCUUACGCCUUAAAAAACGCUAAUUGCAUUUAUUACUUGUAUUUAAAUGCACUAACCCACAGUCAUACUAACACAUAAGAUCAUAGUAUUUUUUUUAAAUAAUUGACAUACAACAUUUCAUUUAGUAUGUGGUACUUUUAAAAUAAAAAGAAGUCUUUUAAUAAUAUCUCAAUAAGUUAAAAGUCUUCAUGAAUUCUUUUUUUGUCUGUUCAUAUGUAUUAUGUUGAUUUAUGUUUUGUUUGAAAGCAGAUGUUUCUUCCUUAAAAUGGGAAUGUUUUAAAACUGUUUUGUUUAACAUUAAUUUUAAUGCAUAUUAAUUCUAUGAUUUACUUACAAUUAAUUAUCAUACUUAGAUUAACUUAAAAGUCAGUAAACAAUUUUAAACUAUUGUGUAUAUAUGAUUUCAAAAUACUACAAAAUCAGAUU
This is a messenger RNA of Physella acuta, 4258 nucleotides long. Its product is annotated as vam6/Vps39-like protein. Gene Ontology annotation, cellular component: cytoplasm; membrane. The record is from RefSeq and is a predicted model, not a curated record. Gene Ontology annotation, molecular function: protein binding. Gene Ontology annotation, biological process: intracellular protein transport; autophagy; vesicle-mediated transport. Lineage: Eukaryota; Metazoa; Mollusca; Gastropoda; Physidae.